Messenger RNA from Tetrahymena thermophila SB210, 732 nucleotides. RefSeq lists its product as hypothetical. The transcript is spliced from 2 exons. The record is from RefSeq and is a predicted model, not a curated record. NCBI's taxonomy places the organism in Eukaryota, Ciliophora, Oligohymenophorea, Hymenostomatida, Tetrahymenidae.
AUGCCAAAUUAAUUUUUCAAAUACUAUUCAUAUAAUAUUUAGUCAAAAUUAUUAUCUUAAAUAGUAGUUUACAGUGAGGUAGAUUUGUCUUAAUCACCCUAUUUUUAAUAAUUGGGCUUAACAUUUUUCUGUUAACUAUUUAUCCAGAAGUUAUUAUCUCUUCAGUCUAUUUUUCCAAGCUAGAGUAAUAGAAAAACUAGUACUAAGUUCUUUAUCCAUUUAGGUUACAGCUAUCAACUGAUAAAUAUAUCUCAGAAAAUGAAAAUUAAGAACCUAUUAAAAAUUACGAAAAAAAAACGGAUGAAGAAUAAAAUAAAGAAUUAGGUAAAAAUAAAAUUAAUUAAAAAGAAAUUAAGCAUUUACUUAAGCUUAGCUAACAUCCACUUGGAGGUUAUCUUAACUCUAUAAAAUAAAUAGCUGAAGAUAUAUUAAAGCCUGUAGAAUUAUCUUGAACAGAAAAGCUAAUACUAAAUUGAUUUAAAACAUUCAAAUCUAAUUCAGGAAACAUAUCUUAAAAAAUAAAUGAUAAUUGGUUGGAAUUAGAUUGAUAUUACUUAAUUAUUUAUGAUUUUUAAUGCUUAAUAUUUGCUAAAUAAAUGUAUUAAGUAUUCUAUAUCUUAGAUUAAGAUUUGUAUUAUAAUGAGAUUUGAAUUAUAUCUUAGUAAUUAACCUGUUAAAUAAGACUCAUAUCCGUUUAUACAACCAGCUAGUCAGUUAUAGUAAUAACUUUGA